GGCGCGUUACAAACGUGACGUCACGGCGGUCGGGCGCAGUAAGACACACACAAGUUCAGGCCAAACAAUUCAGUGUUAGCCGAACGCUCGACGAGCUGAGACGCGCCCGCGUUUAAUCAUUAAACCGCAGAGCGUCGCCACUACUGUGUAUAAGUGUUGUAGUAGUAUUAGUAGUACACUCAACGACAAAAGAAACUUCUUAUUAUAAUCGAACCUUAAAAAAAAAUUAAAGGAGUUAUAAAUAAAUUUUAAUAAAAUUUGCUAAACAAAGUUUUGUUUGUUGAAGUGAAAAAAUAAAUUUUGAAACAAUUCUUUUUUUAUUUGUGUCUAAUUUUUGGAUUAUUAAGUGAUGUUGUAGCGUUAAAUUGAAUAAAUCAUCAUGAAAUCACCACCAUCAGUCACAGACGACUGCGAUGAUAUUUUUGGUCCACCCCGUACCUACGAAACGGGUUAUUGUCCGCCAAAGAAUCGGCCGUCGAUGAUCAGCGCGAAAUAUCGCCAAAAAGAAGAACGUAGAAAAGUGUUGAAGAUCAGCAUAAAUAAGUUGAAGAAAAUUGAAGAUCCCGAAGCGAGUUUGUGCAGAUCGGUUUUGAUCAAUAACACGAUGAAGCGGCUACAGAAGGAGGCGCGCGACGAAAAAAUCCAAAAGCAACAGCUAAAUUACCCGCGGUGUUACGAAAACGAUAAUUUCUUAAACCUAAAAAGUGAGUUUAUGAAAAACGAGUUGAAAACGUUCGACCAACCCGGCGAUUUCACGCCGAACGAUGCAAAAAUUGUGGACAGUUUAAGUGCGGAUUUCGCAAUGGAACCGGAAUUCGAUCGAAAAAUCGGUGAAGUGAUGAACGAGGGAGUUGAAGUGAUCAAAAAUUUAAUGGAGAACGAGUUUUGUGUAAACGGAAGUGACUCAAACAGUAACAAUAACGUUUGUGUAGUGCAAGAAACCCAAGAAAAUAGUACCACCAACAACACCACGACAAACCCAAAUAAUAGGUUUUCAAGAAAACGUUCAUUCGAUGAUUACGAAGAUUGUGAUGUGCAAGAUGUUCUUUCGCAAUUUUACAUGCCCCCUACGCCUAGAAUGUUAACCUGUAUCGACGAAGAUGAAGACGUUAACGUCGUUGACGUUGAAGAGCCCUCGACGAAACGAGCCAAAAUUGAAAUUAUCAGUGAAACAACUUCUUGUAACAGUAAUAGUGAAGUGAUUCCACGACUGGACGAGUUUCUACAGAAAUUCGAUAAGGACGAUUACAGAAUGAUGACGUACACGAACAAUAACCUGCCUCCGGAUACCGAUAGGUUACGAUAUGUGCCAUCAUCAACGACGGUCGACGACACGAAUUCCUACAGUUGCGGCCACGCGUCCAUGUUCAACGACAUCCAAAACAACGUCUUUCACAGCCUAAUUACAUCCCUGGAAACGUAGCAUUAAAAAGAUGAAACAAUUUCGAAUUCGAUGCAAGUUUUUUUUGUAUAUUCUGUUUGUGAUAAUAAAAAAAUAAUAAUUAAAAAUCAAAAUUUCA
This is a messenger RNA of Onthophagus taurus, 1520 nucleotides long. RefSeq lists its product as uncharacterized. The record is from RefSeq and is a predicted model, not a curated record. Gene Ontology annotation, cellular component: nucleus. Gene Ontology annotation, molecular function: transcription regulator activity. Lineage: Eukaryota; Metazoa; Arthropoda; Insecta; Coleoptera; Scarabaeidae.